Rhopilema esculentum is the source of this 380-nucleotide messenger RNA. NCBI's taxonomy places the organism in Eukaryota, Metazoa, Cnidaria, Scyphozoa, Rhizostomeae, Rhizostomatidae. The record is from RefSeq and is a predicted model, not a curated record.
GAAUCGUGUUCCAUAAACAAGGAGAGUUCCAAUCCAAGUCUAAAGUUGGUUUACGACACUCGAAUAGAAGAUGACCCACAUAAACGUAGAAGACGUUGUCGGGCCAUGUGCCCUGACUCUGUUUUCCUCAAUUCAAAUGGCUGCUUUUGCAAAACGUGUUGGAUUGGCAAGGUCAAAGUACAAGAUACAACCACCAGCAAUUGAUGGGGAUGACAACUUUGUUCGAAUCUACAGAGCUCACCAAAAUUCUGUUGAGUUUUAUCCUUUGUUCCUUGGUGGACUGUGGACCAGCUCACUUAUGCUUCAUCAAGGUAUUUUCAUGUCAACUUUUUCAAAAUACUUUAAACUUAACACUAAAGAUUGAGCUUUCUUUGUCAAAU